Messenger RNA from Mixia osmundae IAM 14324, 1242 nucleotides. RefSeq lists its product as uncharacterized. Gene Ontology annotation, cellular component: mitochondrial envelope. The record is from RefSeq and is a predicted model, not a curated record. Lineage: Eukaryota; Fungi; Basidiomycota; Mixiomycetes; Mixiales; Mixiaceae. The transcript is spliced from 5 exons. Bases 1 to 1242 code for a protein of 413 amino acids. Gene Ontology annotation, molecular function: O-acyl-L-carnitine transmembrane transporter activity. Gene Ontology annotation, biological process: carnitine transmembrane transport; mitochondrial transport.
AUGGAGGUCGAAGUGCGGCCGCUGCCCCCCGACAAGCCAGCGUCGAGGGAGCUGAGCAGCACCACUGACUUUGUGGCCGGCUGGCUCGGUGGUGCCCUCGGCAUCCUCAUCUGCAAUCCACUCGAGGUCUACAAGAUCAGACUGCAGACCUCAGUCCCUUCGUCGUCCCGCGUUGGCUCAGGCAGGCUACCGGCUUCGCUGCCUCACCAACAGAGCUUGACCUCGUCAGGCGAGAUAUCCUCACGGGUCUUGUUGAGUCAGAGCACGCCAAUCGCUUCCGGUACCAGUGCGACGUUGACCGCAGCCCGAGCGUCCGUGAGACCGACACUGCGCGCACUGUGGGAGCAGGAAGGCUGGCGCUUCCUCACCGCCGGAGCUGCAGCGCCCAUCCUCGGACUCGCAUUCAUAGACUCUGCAUUUUUCGGCAUAUACGGCCGUGCGAUGUCCCAAUUGUCCCAAGAUAGACAGGAUCCCGCAAUGCUCAGUCGCGUCUUUGUCGCAGGCGCGACGGCAGGGGCAUGUUGCGCCCUCUUGCAAACGCCCGUCGAAGUCGUCAAAUGUGCAGCGCAAGCCGAGCCAAAGCCACCACCGGGGCGAACGGCACUCGGCACAUUCGGCAUUGCCAGGAUGAUCUUUGCGCGCGACGGACUGCGCGGCUUCUACGUGGGCGGCCUCGUGACAGGCGUCAGAGAUUCCAUCUCAUCCGGCAUCUUCUUCUGGGCAUACUUUGCCAUCCGGCGCACACUCAGAGGCGACAAGGCAUUCGAGCCUUCGCCGACGUCGUCGGCGCAGGACUCGCCCGCCAGUCCGACCUCUCCAGCCGAGCUAGGCAGGAUACUACUAUCGGGCGCCAUAGCGGGCACACUUGCUGCCGUCGUUCCCUAUCCCCUGGAUAUCGUCAAAACGAGGCUACAGGUCGCGGGAGCACAGCCACACGCUCCAAAUCAGGCCCCGAAGCUCUCGAUAAGGCAAGUUGCCAAUCAGAUCUACCGCGAAUCGCAGCAAGCCAGGUCGUCUGGCUACACUCACAACCGGACCUCAUGGAUGUUCAGACUAGCCAAUCUACGCUAUCCCACCAACGAACUCAAUAGACAGCAGCUCUAUGCGCGCAUCACGGGUCUCAAGGGUCUCGCGCGAGGUCUCAAGCCGACGAUGGUCAGCUCCGCCGCGGGGAGCGCGGUUACGAUUGGCGUCUUCGAGGUCGCUUGUUACAUGUUGUCUCAGCAGAAUGUUGCUGUAUAA